Helianthus annuus (common sunflower) is the source of this 693-nucleotide messenger RNA. RefSeq lists its product as uncharacterized. The record is from RefSeq and is a predicted model, not a curated record. Lineage: Eukaryota; Viridiplantae; Streptophyta; Magnoliopsida; Asterales; Asteraceae. Bases 1 to 693 code for a protein of 230 amino acids. The transcript has 2 exons.
AUGGAGUCCAAACUUCACCCUGCCCUUACUGUGUCUAACAUCAAAACACAUGUCCCCAUUAUUCUUGAAAAAGAUUCAACCUACUAUACCACUUGGAAAAGCCUCUUCAAGGUGCACUGUCAAAUCUAUGAAGUGCUCGAUCAUCUAUCCCCAAAACCAGCCGCUACCAAGUCAGCCGUAGAACCAUCUGAUUCAACGGCUGCUGCGAAAGCCGAGGCUGAUGCCCGGUGGAUUUAUGCCACCAUCUCUGACAUCAUUCUGCAACCAGGUCAGACUGCUCAUGACGCUUGGCUUGCUGUCGAGAGUGAGUUCAACGACAACAAAAACACUCGAGCCAUUUUUCUCGGUCAAGAAUUUGCUAAUCUAUCGCUCGAAAAUUUUUCCAACAUGGCCGAAUACUGCCAGCAUGCGAAACAUCUCGCCGAUCAGCUCAAGAGCGUUGGGUCUCCGGUUGAUGACCAGAUGCUAGUUAUCAGGAUUCUUACUGGCCUUACUGAACAAUAUGACAGCAUGUCCACCGUUCUACAAAAUCGUGAUCCUCUAUCGGAUUUUAAUGAGGUUCGGUCCCCUCUUAACAUGGAAGAACAAAAGAAGAAGAGACAGGUCACCCGGGGUUCCCAAGCCGCAGCCACUGCCCUCGCCACUACCACUACUACCUCGUCAUUGAACAACUCUCAACAGACCAUGUCGUAG